Cavenderia fasciculata is the source of this 978-nucleotide messenger RNA. It is a transcript of the gene tcea1, whose product is annotated as RNA polymerase II elongation factor. The transcript is spliced from 4 exons. Gene Ontology annotation, molecular function: nucleic acid binding; zinc ion binding. Bases 1 to 978 code for a protein of 325 amino acids. NCBI's taxonomy places the organism in Eukaryota, Evosea, Eumycetozoa, Acytosteliales, Cavenderiaceae. Gene Ontology annotation, cellular component: nucleus. Gene Ontology annotation, biological process: DNA-templated transcription. The record is from RefSeq and is a predicted model, not a curated record.
AUGGAGAAUGAAAUUAAAUCAUUGAGAGCUGAUUUAGAUAAAGCAGUCGAAGAAAAUAGUAUAGAUGAAAUAGUAGCGCUUCUCAAAGCAAUUGGUUUAUUAAAUAUAUCUAAAGACCUUUUAAAAACAACAUUAAUAGGUAAAUCAGUAGGAUUAUUAAGAACACAUAAAAACAGUGCUGUUUCUAAAGAGUCUGGUGUAUUGGUAGACAAGUGGAAAGAUCAACUUCAAAUACCAAAAAAGAUAAGCGAACCAACAUCACCUGUCGUCGAGUAUACAACGACCAACAAGCUUAAAAAAUCUACUACUUCUUCAACUUCUACUACUUCUAAUAAUUUAUCUUCGUCAUCAUCAUCGACGACACCUGAUAAACCAACAACACCAAAGAGAAAAACAUUUGAUGAAGAUGAAUAUGAAGAUCAAGGAAAACAAAAUAAUGGAGGCACAAAGAAACAAGUCAUACAUUCCAUAGUAAAUACAACAUCAUUGCCACAUUUGGCCGAUGCAACAAGAUCUACUACUCUCAAACUGUUUGCAGAGGGUCUCAAGAUGGACGAGAUCACAGAGUUACAUUAUAACCAAGCUGCUGUCGAAAUUGAAAGCCAAUUGUUUGAAACAUACGGAGGUGCAAAUAGUGACUACAAGGUCAAGGCUCGUUCAAUCAUCUUUAAUCUCAAGAGUAACCAUCUCUUGAAAAAGAAUAUACUUAGUAAAACUCUUACUGUCACUAGAUUUUGUACAAUGGAUGCUACUGAAAUGGCAAAUAAAGAAUUAAAAGAAGAAAGAGAAAGAAUGCUUAAGUAUUCAAGAGAAGCUGCUACUCUUAGUCGUGAAGCUGCAACAACAGAUCAGUUCCAAUGUGGAAAGUGCAAACAAAGAAAAUGCACCUAUUUCCAACUCCAAACAAGAUCUGCUGAUGAACCUCUUACCACUUUUGUCACUUGUGUUAAUUGUAACAAUAGAUGGAAAUUCUGUUAG